Messenger RNA from Ostertagia ostertagi, 2370 nucleotides. Lineage: Eukaryota; Metazoa; Nematoda; Chromadorea; Rhabditida; Trichostrongylidae. The record is from the annotation of a GenBank genome assembly.
AUGUAUUUGGUUCUUCCAGGGCACAUCUUCCUCACAAUGCUUGGAAGCGUGUGCCAAAGGCUCCCCGCGCGGACAACUUCUUUACAAGCAUGUAGAUUCAUUCGAGCGAGAUGGGAGCGUGGGUACUACAAGGAUCUAUACCACCGAAGACAACUGCUGGGCGCAGAUCCGCUUAUUCAUCGGUCAUCCUAUCCUAAUUGCGUGCGUUCUCAUCACUGUUUUGGUGGUAAUGCUCAACAGUGGUCUCAAAUCGAAUCGUUGGUUGAUGUCAAUUCUGAAGAGUACAAGCAGAAUUACACCCAAAUGAAGGAAAUAGUGGAUGAUUUACGUCAAAAGAUUGCUAAGAUCGCCGAAGGUGGAGGUGAAAAAGCUCGAGCUCUCCACAAGAGUCGUGGAAAAAUGCUUGCACGUGAACGGAUCAACGCGCUGAUCGAUCCAGGAACUUCGUUCUUGGAGUUGAGCCAGCUUGCCGGCUUCCAGUUAUAUGGCAGUGAAGAAGUUCCUGCAGGUGGGGUCAUUACCGGUCUAGGAACCGUCUCAGGACGCGUUUGUGUGAUAUCUGCGAAUGACGCCACCGUGAAAGGAGGUACCUACUAUCCCAUCACUGUGAAGAAACAUCUCCGAGCACAAGAAAUUGCCAGAGAAAAUGGCUUACCUUGUAUCUACCUAGUUGAUUCUGGUGGUGCGAAUUUGCCUCGUCAAGCUGACAUUUUCGCCGAUAGAGAUCAUUUUGGAAGGAUAUUUUACAACCAGGCAACUCUCAGCAGCAAAGGUAUUCCCCAGCUAGCCGUCGUAAUGGGAAGCUGCACAGCUGGUGGCGCUUAUGUUCCCGCCAUGGCAGAUCAAGCGAUCAUAGUUAAAGGCACUGGAACAGUUUUCUUGGGAGGUCCUCCUCUUGUCAAGGCAGCUACGGGUGAAGAUAUUUCUGCCGAAGAGCUUGGUGGAGCUGAUCUACAUUGUGGCGAAUCUGGUGUUACGGACUACUAUGCGCACAACGAUUCGCACGCUCUUCAUUUGGCGCGGAAUGCUGUAGCUGGAAUGGGCCCACCCACAGGAGCCACCACAUUCGCCGAUCACUGUUUUGCGAAGAUUUUCGGUCAACCCGUUGGAAUUCUUGCAAACAAUGGUGUUCUCUUCUCGGAAUCUGCUAUGAAAGGAGCACACUUCAUAGAGUUAUGCUGUCAGCGGAAGAUUCCUCUGAUAUUUCUUCAGAACAUAACUGGCUUUAUGGUCAGACUUCCCUCAUCCAUUCUAAUAGCAUCGUUCGCAAAGAUUCUCUGUGAAAUGCCACAAUAUUAUUUGGUUCAGGUGGGACGCGAAGCUGAAGCAGGAGGGAUCGCCAAGCAUGGCGCCAAGCUUGUGACUGCUGUGGCAUGUGCAUCCGUUCCAAAGCUGACGGUGUUGAUUGGUGGGUCAUACGGCGCAGGAAACUAUGGAAUGUGCGGCCGAGCGUACAGUCCACAAUUCCUAUUUAUGUGGCCGAACGCUCGCAUUUCCGUAAUGGGUGGUGAGCAGGCCGCUAAUGUCCUUGCUACUGUUCAACGUGACAAAAGGCAGCGGGAGGGAUCGCAGUGGACCCAGGAAGAGGACGAGGCACUUAGAAGACCUGUGGAGGAAAAAUUCGAGAAAGAAGGUCAUCCAUAUUACGCAUCUGCACGACUUUGGGAUGAUGGCGUCAUUGAUCCUCGAGAGACUCGCAAAGUAUUAGGAUUAACACUGCAAGCUACGUUGCAGAAACCGAUCCCUGAGACGAAAUUUGGUGUUUUCAGGAUGAAUUACGCUUCGGAGGUGUAUGCUUUCGGUCAUCGUAUUGGUGCUCCUGAUGUCCAACCGGAAGAGCUAGUUAAGGCUUUAACAACGAGCUCUUUCUAUACACGUGCCGAUAUUGAAGAGGGUGCUGCUGGUGCAGCACCGAGUCAGUCAACUGAUGUUGGUGAGGGUAGCAACACGGAACUGGUAGAGAAAGGUGCUGGUGAAACACUGAGCAUUGCUGCGGACAUGGCUGCUCGUGAAGGACUUCUGCGACUCUGGGGAAUAACGGCAGAUAGAGUGUUCUUCUUUGGGCGUAAAGCUGCCGAAGCAUCUCUUGAAGAGUUUUCAAAAGAAAACUAUUACUUGAAGGAUCGCUGUAAGCCCAAGAUUACAGUUCACACCUGCAAGUCUGAUUUUAGUACGGAUACUUCUGUGGAAGCUGUGGUUGACACCGAACCGUUGAAUAUAGUCGAAGUGGCAAUGCGUUAUCGCGAGAAAGUACAAUCAGUCGUGGGAUUAAGCUAUACAAAACGAUUGCGGCACAAAUUCUCUCGCGGAUCCUUAGCUAAGAGGUCUUUCCGGUACCUCGUAAAACCGAAAGUGUACACAGUGUGUUAG